UUCUGUGCAGAGUUGUUUCUGUGUUUACUGUUUUGUCGAUGUUUGUUUAUGUUUGUAUAAUUUUGCAGUGCACUGAAUGAAGCAGAAUUCUUUUAGUGAUUUGGUGUUGCUGUCACGUUGGGGACACAGUUUCUUUUGGGUAACGAAGAUAUUCAGUAUUAUACAAACAUGGUUAAAUUAUCAUUUCGAGCACGAGCGCUUGAUGCAACAAAGCCAAUGCCAAUAUAUUUGGCAGAAGAACUGCCUGAUUUGCCCGAUUAUACUGCAAUUAACAGAGCUGUACCUCAAAUGCCUAGCGGUAUGGAAAAAGAAGAAGAAAGAGAGCAUCAUCUACAAAGAGCAAUAUGUAGUGGGCUUAUUAUUCCAACUCCUGAGGUGCAUGACAUUGGAGACGAAGAAGUAUACAAUGAACUGUACCCAGCAAACUUCGAAAUGCCAAGGCAGCUUAUUAGGAUGCAGCCUAUUGCAAUGGAGCAAGAUGUCAUAGAGUAUGAUAUGGACUCAGAUGACGAGAUAUGGCUUAAACGCACCUCGAAAUUGGAUCUAACACCAGUAAAAUUUGAAGAAAUGAUGGAUAAAUUGGAGAAGGCUUGCGGGCGAACUGUUCUGUCGGCUGCUGAGGCCAAACGAUUGCUAAAAGAAGACGAAGAUUUAGCUAUUGCUGUUUACGAUUAUUGGUUAAACAAACGGUUGAAAUUGCAGCAGCCGCUAAUACCAAACGUAAAAACAGAACACAGGUUAGGUUCUCUUCCAAACAAUCCCUAUGUAGCAUUUAGAAGAAGAACCGAAAAGAUACAGACAAGGAAAAAUAGGAAAAACGGUGAGACGUCUUAUAAGAAAAUGCUCAAACUGAAAAGAGAUCUUAGCAGAGCUGUCUCUUUGCUUGAGCUUGUUAAACGCCGCGAGAAAACUAAGAAGGAGGGCAUUCGUCUUACUUUCGAGAUAUUUAAAAAGCGCUACGAAGCUAGUGACUUUUCUGGCCAAUUGUUGGAAGAAGUUUCGGCAAUGAAACAGGCACAGCCUAAGUUUACAUCUCCUUUUUCGAGUCAGUUUGGUUUAAGUGCACAUGAUAGUCGUAAAGGAAAGAUGAUUGGAAGUGAUGCAUCUCUUAAAGUCAAGCGACAUUACAAGAAAAGGAAACAUAAAAUGGGAAGCUCAUCAGGUGCAGGGCUUUCGAUUGGUGGUGAUUAUCUUCAUUAUGGUUCCUCAUCAAAACUGCAGGAUAUUGGCACUUCAGGUGAUGAAAUUGAUAGUACAACAGCAAGGACUAUGGCUUUAACAGAAUCAACUGUUUCAGACGAAGAACAAGAUCUCUGUGAAGGCCCUUUUGCUUUCCGUAGGAAGGAAAACUGUUAUUACCAUGCUUCAUUGUGUGGUACCUUCAACAGCCGCAACAGCACGAGUAAAGAUUCGACAGUUGUAUCGAAUGCUGCAGGUAUUAGUAAAAUUCGGUGCAGAGUAGGAAGAGGAGGGAGGAUUAUAUUUGACCGAGGGGAUGUUUUAUCUCUCCAUGAUGACGAUUCAGUGGGACUACUUCCUAACAAUUAUUCAAGUUAUAAGGUGAAACCAUUGUCUGUGUUAAAUUUUAAGACUGAUUCCGAAGUUAGUAGCGAUGAAGAGGAAUGGCUCCCUCGACCAGUGAAUGAUAGUGACAGUGAUACAGUGUUUGUGACCCUGUUGCAGAAAAAUUCAGAUGGUGACUUCGAUGCAUCAGCAUUUUCUGAUGUAGCGUAUAGUGAACAAGAGGCUUUCACGGAGGACGAAUGUGAAAAUAAAAGUAUUAGUGGUCAAACUGACCCAUUACAAGUGAUUAUAAAUGGUGGAAAGGUGUCCUAUGAAGACAGACUUGUUGACAGAAUAGGCUGUUCAUAUUUCAGUGUAGAUUCAAGACCGAGUGUUGCUAGUGCAUUAACUGCUCCUGUAGCGGUGCUGCCGUCGGCUGAAUCAUAUUCUAGCUCUGCUCUCCCAAUGCAAGAUGUUGCUGUAAAGACUGAAACUGAGCACUAAAAAUUUUUAGUGGUUAUAAUUUUCCCCUACAGGUCCUUGCUACAUUGUUGCACAUCCCCAUGGCUCCCAUGAUUUUAUGAAAACAUUUAUUUAAAAAUAUUCAGGAAUAAAGUUACAAAAUUGUUA
This is a messenger RNA of Schistocerca americana (American grasshopper), 2133 nucleotides long. RefSeq names its product enhancer of polycomb homolog 1 (gene E(Pc)). Bases 169 to 2007 code for a protein of 612 amino acids. Gene Ontology annotation, cellular component: piccolo histone acetyltransferase complex. NCBI's taxonomy places the organism in Eukaryota, Metazoa, Arthropoda, Insecta, Orthoptera, Acrididae. Gene Ontology annotation, biological process: regulation of transcription by RNA polymerase II. The transcript has a single exon. The record is from RefSeq and is a predicted model, not a curated record.